Messenger RNA from Oncorhynchus keta (chum salmon), 8284 nucleotides. RefSeq names its product tensin-like. The transcript has 35 exons. Lineage: Eukaryota; Metazoa; Chordata; Actinopteri; Salmoniformes; Salmonidae. The record is from RefSeq and is a predicted model, not a curated record. Gene Ontology annotation, molecular function: protein binding. Gene Ontology annotation, biological process: fibroblast migration. Bases 382 to 5514 code for a protein of 1710 amino acids.
CACACGGGGACCAGUCUUUGGAAGUUGUCGUACUGGGCAGGUUAUGAGAGGCUGAGGGAGGAAUGAGCAGAGUUGAAUUACAAACACAUUUUCGUGUGUCUUUGCUCCACUCCAUACCAGCGUGGGUAAAGAUAGGCGACGGAUUUUAGCCACCAAAUCUCAGCGGGAAUACUGAGUAAUUUCUCAAUGCGAGAUUUAUUGAGGAGACUGGAGCACGGGUUGUAGACUACUCGCGCCUGUCUCACCUGCGUGACUUUUCAGAGUGUCUUUUGGAAACUGCGACCGUAAGCUUAGAUUUGAAAAAAUAGAGCAGAGCCGCAACACGAUAUAUCGUAUCAUUGAUUUGAAUUGAAUGGAUCAUUGUUCGCUGAAUUCGUCUAUAUGGGAUGUACUGUGAGUUUCAUCUGUUGUGAGGACGAGUUGUUGGUGCCCCUCGGUCGCUAUGAGGAGAAAGAGAAAGAAGAAUCCACAAUAUUAUCAAAGCCUGAGGAGUUGGAGAGUGUCCACACACACAAUUUCAAGCUUAAGCCCUUCAAGAAAGUCAAGAGCUGUGAUGUAUGUCAGCAGGCCAUCACCAAGGAUGGGCUCAUCUGUAAAGUGUGCAAGCUGGGCAUCCAUAAGAAGUGUGAGGUGAAGGUCCUUGCAGAUGCAUGUGUGGCACCUACCGGAUCACCUACCAAGCCGCCGUCCACUGAUCCUCCUUGGAGGUCAGUUGCUUCACUUAAUUCACGGCCGGCGACUCCUCAGCUGCCGUUGAAGCAUGUAGAAACUCCGGGAACCCCAAGGUCCUGUAAGAGUGAGCAGACUAGACGAAGGCCAUCACGGAGUGUCAGUCUGCUGCAGGCCAUGGAUGAGAACUAUGAGGUGGACCUGGUGUAUAUCACCGAGAGGAUCAUCUCUGUCUCCUUCCCCAGCGGAGCGGAGGAGCGCAGCUACACCUCCAACAUCAAGGAGGUGGCCUCCAUGCUGGCCUCCAAACACGGGGAACACUAUCUGCUCCUCAACCUAAGUGAGCGGAGGAAUGACAUCACCAAGCUUAACCACAAGGUGCUGGAGUUUGGCUGGCCAGACCAUUAUGCUCCUGCCCUGGAUAAGAUCUGCAGCAUGUGCAAGGCCAUGGACACCUGGCUCAACGCUGACCAACACAAUGUAGUGGUGCUUCACAACAAGGGGAACCGUGGGAGGACAGGAGUGGUGGUGGCUGCCUACAUGCAUUACAGCAACAUAUCAGCCAGUGCUGACCAGGCACUGGACAGGUUCGCUAUGAGGCGCUUCUACGAAGACAAAGCACUUCCUGUGGGUCAACCGUCCCAGAGAAGGUAUGUGCGUUACUUCAGUGGUCUGCUCUCUGGCCACAUCAAGAUUAACAACAAGCCUCUGUUCCUGCACCAUGUCAUCAUGCACGGCAUCCCCAACUUCGAGUCCAAAGGAGGCUGUCGUCCUUUCCUGAAGAUUUACCAGGCGAUGCAGCCAGUCUACACCUCAGGGAUAUAUAACGUACAAGGGGACAGUCACACCAGUAUCUGCAUCACCAUUGAACCUGGCCUGCUCCUAAAGGGAGACAUUUUGUUGAAGUGUUACCACAAGCGUUUCCGGAGCCCCAUUAGGGAUGUGAUAUUCAGAGUGCAGUUCCACACCUGUGCCAUCCACGACCUGGGAGUGGUCUUCGGGAAGAAUGAACUGGAUCAGACUUUUAAAGAUGAGAGAUUUCCAGAAUAUGGGAAAGUGGAAUUUGUCUUCUCCUUCGGACCUGAGAAAAUCAAAGGAAUGGGCCACCUUGAGAAUGGCCCACAAGUGUCGGUGGACUACAAUACCCAAGACCCCCUCAUCCGCUGGGACUCCUACGAGAACUUCAACAGGGGCUGCGAGGAUACAGGAGAUGACGCUGUUCACACCCAAGGCCCCCUCGACGGCAGCCUGUAUGCCAGAGUCCACAAGAAAGAGUCCCUCGAUGGAGUGAUCACAAUCAACGUGGGCCACGCCUCCCUGCCCGCGGUCGACCACGCCCUGUCGGUCAGCAGCGACUCUGGGAACUCGACAGCAUCCGUCAAAACCGAUCGCACAGAUGACCACAGUCUGUUGCUGCAUGGAGCGGUGAAUACCAACCAGAACCACAACACGCCCAGUCAUCCCCCUCUCAGUCCCCAGGAGAAGAGAGAGUUGGACCAGCUUCUGAGUGGCCUUGAGGCCCCCAUGCUCCACCGCCAGGCGUACCUGGCUACCUCCACCAGCCCCGGGGGGGCAGUACGCCACCUUGUCCCAGCCCAGGUGCACGUCAGCGGGCAUACCCGGCUCAUUGCAGCCCCCUCCACCGAAGAGCGCGAGACGGACAUCUUGGACGACGAGCUGCACAUCAGUCAGGAGGGUAACAGCGUGGACAGUCUGGGAACACUCUCGUCAUUGGACGGCCAGGCCACGCCCGCAGAGCUGUACUACCAAUCACAGAUACCCAUUAAUAGGCAGAACGACGGGCCAUACCUAGAGAAGCUACGGGAGAUGCCGGUGCAUCGGGUACGGACUUCUACGUCGGCACAGGAGCGGAUCAUGGACUCCAGUUCGCCCCAGGAGGAGGAGUACUCUCCUAACAGUUACCAGAACGGGAGUAUGCAGCGUUCCCAGUCCUUCGGGACCCCCGAGCCUGGAGGCCCCAAGCUGCCCAGGGCCCCUGAGAGGAGCACCAGUAGCAGGGAGGCAGUCCAGAGGGGGCUGAGCGCAUGGCACCAGUACAGUCUGCCAGAUGACCCCUUCGGUCCUCCCUUACAGAGCACCCACAGUCUGCCCCACUUCCCCCCCACCGCCUCUCAGCAUGACAUAGAGCAGUCUAUCGAAGCCCUCGACAUGCUGAUGCUGGAUCUGGACCCACACACAGGACAGGUGCCCAAGUCCUACAGCGCCCCCUCUGGUGAGAACAGUGUAGGAGGGCCAGCCCAGAUCCCCUUCUCCCAAUCUCUGGCCAGGCCAUCCUACCAGGCAGACUCAGCCAUCCAUGGCUAUAACAUUAACUACAAUGCCUUUGGACAGCCUCUGAGGUCGACGGCUGGCCGGGUUUCAACGUCGCCCAUCCAGAGUCCUGUGGCUGAGUCUCCCCUGUCGUAUGCCCCCCCGAGGUCCGCCUCGUACCAGCCCCAUACCAACACCACUCCCAUACACCCCCCCGAGCCCUACCACAUGCACCCAGCUCAGGGGCCUGGUUCCCCCCUCUACCCCUCUGACUCCUCCUCCAUCUUCGGACAGCUCCAGAUGAAGCCCCUGAACUCGUACCCAGGUGGGACGGUGGUGUCCCACUCCCCAGACCGCAAGGGAGGGUCUCCCUAUCAUGGCUACAGCACCUCCUCCUCCCCCCUCCCCAACUCUUCCCCCCUUCUCAAGGAGCCAGAACCUGAGGAGGAGAACCUCAACCUGGAGGGCCUGGUGGCUCAACGCAUCGCUGAGUACAACGCUCGUAUUCAGGGCAUCAACGAAAGCAUUUCCACUACGCCACAAUCUGACCGCCAUCGCUCUUAUUCUUUCUCUGGGAUGCGUUCCCGUGGGAUGACGCCGGAGGAGUCUCAGGAGACCGUCCGCCGUCGGACCACUAGCGAGGGGCACUACCAGAGUGGCAACGAGGACCCUCCAGCCCACACGGGGGCGCCGGUGCGCUCCCCUGUCCACUCGUCACACUUCCACAUCCUCAACCCUGGAGGAAGACCCAGAGAGGGCCCCAUGCACAGCUACCGCGAGGCGUAUGGGGAUGAUGAUGCUGACGGUCGGGCUGCUGUCAGUCCUAUGUUCAGCAGUGGUGGUGAGGCCCACCCCCUGACCCCUGCCUUCCCUGUCUCACCUCAGACCCCUUACUUCAACAUGUCCCGUUCUCCUCCAGGCUUGGCCAAAACCCCUCUCUCUGCUUUAGGACUGAAGCCCCACCAUCCAGCAAACAUUCUCCAUGGUGGAUCAGACUGUGAAUCUGUAAGCGAUGAGGAGCAAGACGGCCGUGGUUAUGCUGGACACCCCCUAAAUGAUCCUAUAUCUUCCAGUAGUCCCAUCCACAGCCCAGACGGCAUGAGGAUGACUUCCUCCAUUCGUCUCCAGGCUGACUCCGGCUUCCCAUCCCACCCCUUGGAGAGUGCCCAGCACGCCCCCGUUCCGUCCUACGGCCCCCACUCCCCUGAGGGAUCCCAGGUCAGCGUUGUGGGCCCCCUCCACACCGUCCCCGGAAGCCCCAACACUCUCCACCGCACGGUGGCCACCAACACCCCACCAAGCCCCGCCCUCCAGCGCCGCCUGGCCAACCAGGCCAGCCCGGGUCUGGCUCGUCACCCCACAUCGCCCAAUGGAAACAGGGUGCAAGUCCCCGGCAGCCCUGUGAUCCCCUCAAGAGGCUCCAGAACCGCCGCCGUCCCUCCUAGCCCUUUGAUGGGGCGCCACCCGAUGGCCAGUGGCCACACUACGCCUGAUGACAGACAGGGGGCACCACCCACGCCCUCCUUCCCAGUGUCGCCCCAGCCGAUGCUUCCAGAGAAGAGGCGGAUGCCCAGUGGAGAGAGGUCCAAUGGGGGGCUGUCGUAUGGGACUCUGGAUGGGAAGACCACCAUACCCACCUUACCCAGUGGAGGCAGCACGCCCAGUGUGUCCACCUCUCACACCCUACCCGAUCUCUCCAAAUUCUCCAUCUACGACCAGAGUCCAGACAUCAGGCUGAACGUGAAGUUUGUCCAGGACACGUCUAAGUUCUGGUACAAGCCAGACAUCUCCAGAGAGCAGGCCAUCAGUCUGCUGAGAGACAGGGAGCCAGGGGCCUUCGUUAUCAGGGACAGCCACUCCUUCAGAGGGGCCUACGGCCUGGCCAUGAAGGUGGCCUGCCCACCUCCCACCGCCCAGGCCAACAAGAAAGUUGGUGACAUCACGAGCGAGUUGGUGAGGCACUUCCUGAUUGAGACGAGCCCCAAAGGCGUGCGUCUGAAGGGCUGUCCCAACGAACCCUACUUCGGAUGUCUGUCUGCCCUGGUGUACCAACACUCGAUGACUCCUCUGGCCCUGCCCUGCAAGCUGAUGAUCCCCAGCAAAGAUCCCAAUGAGGAGGCCCUGGAGCUGGACACUCCCACUGACACAGUGGCCGAGCUGGUGAAACAAGGAGCAGCAUGCAAUGUUCUUUACAUCAGCUCUGUGGACAUGGAGUCUCUGACCGGUCCACAGGCCGUCGUCAAGGCAAUCAGCGAAACGAUGGCCGUCAAUCCGUUGCCCGUGGCAACAACCGUCCACUUCAAAGUGUCGUCGCAGGGCAUCACCCUCACGGAUAGCCAGAGGAAGGUCUUCUUCCGAAGGCACUACCCAAUCAACACUGUCACCUACUGUGACAUUGACCCCCAGGACAGGAAGUGGAGCAAGGAAGGAGGUGGAACGGCAAGACUGUUUGGUUUCGUGGCACGUAAACAAGGAAGCACAACGGACAACGUCAGCCACCUGUUUGCCGAGUUGGACCCCGACCAGCCUGCUUCAGCCAUCGUCAACUUCGUCUCCAAAGUCAUGAGGCGGUGAAACCAACGAACCCCCGGCAGCCAUUCUUUUGUUCUUCAAUUUUUUUUCUUCAUUUUGGAUUGUGUUUCAUUAUUUUCUGUUCUCUUUGUUGAGAUCUGUUCUCUUUGUUUUAUUCUGCGAGAUUUUAUGUUUGAAGGACUUGGAGGUAAUUCAAGAUGGCGCCAGAGGAAGUUGUGGCUGGAGUGGUGACAGUGAUAAUGUGUCUUGAGCUGGUGGAGGAAGAAGGUUUCUUCCACAGGGUAACUGUGGAAGUCCAAGUGGACAAGCUGUGUGCUAAACUAAGUAUCAGUGGGAGAAAAGGACACUGACAUUUAUCAGGUUUUUGGAUUGAUUUACCAAAGGUAGCACUCAGAACAAGUAUGUCAUUAUUAGAUGGUCAGUUUAAGGCAUUGUAGGUUUUCUGUUUUAUUUCUUUUACAAUGGAACAGUUGAUUGAAAUGAAACAGACAAAAACAGAAAGAAUGCUUUCUUCUUGAACUUUAUUCUGUCUUCAGAAAAAUAGUUUGCCUCAGUGGCUUCUUACUAAAGAAUAUUUAAGAAGACGUUUGCAUGUUAGCUCGAUCUUUAAGCUUGGUCCACUAAAGUCAUUUGUGAACCCUCGAGUGGACAUUUCCCAGGCCUGUUGUAUGUUGUAAAGGGCUCAACAGCGAGAAAAAUAACCUGUUCUCAACUUCACAGAGCAGAUCAACCUUCUCAUAAAACACAUUGCUUAUGUUAGGUCCAGACUUGACCAGUCGAUCCUGGAGUGCACUGAUUGAUUUCAGAUGUGGGAGAUGGAUUACUCUGGCCUGUGGAAAGGUAGCUGGUAAAUCUACUGCUGUCACUCCUCCUGUCCACACGGUGGUGCUGAUUAUCCACGUUUGAAUUCAAUCCUGCUUGACUCAGACUGAUCCUCACCUGUUGGCUGCUCACAGACACUGCUAAUCAACACACUGGAAACAAACGCCAGGGACUGGUUCGAGCCCUGGGCCCUAGGCACUGUCCUGCAUGUUUUAGUCCAACUGCACCCCCUCCCUCUAAACAUCACCAAAACGGCCAUUCUACGCUGUGUUCUAUGAAGACUUUAACCCUAAGACAAGAAAACAGAGGUUGUUUGCCUUGUUAGAGACUGCAUGAUAUUAUAAACCAUUUUUGGACUCUACUAAAGAGUCCUAAAAAGAACAUGUAGACAGCCUUUUGUUGAAGUAGUUACUCGAUGGUGAGAUGCGAUAUUUUUUUAUUUUCUUGAUCCAACUUGCAGCAGGGUUUCACUGUAUCAAGCAAGGUCGUCUUUCAUUUUGAAGCAAAAGGGAAUUUAUCCUCUCACCAGAUCGCAUCUACAUACCUUUAGACAAACGUAGAGGUUGUCACACUGUGUGUAAAUGCCUGCUUCUCAAACACACACCACUCACCCAUCUUCCAUAAGCUAAGGAAAAAUGAUAUUGAUAUCAAAUGUAUAUAGAUAUACUACUUUGAAAGGUGACAUAGCUAAAAAAAAAUACUUAUUUUUGUUGCUUUGUUCCUCCAUGAUAACUCAUAUAUACAUAUAUUGUACAGUCUACAUAAAGAAGAUUACCUUAAGGAUUGAGAAAAAAAUACUUAUUUUGGCUAAUGAUUUCAAAGUCGGGAGAUUUUGAAAGGCUUUUGGAUAUAUAUGGUGUACAUUACUCAGUACAUGUAUGUUUGUUCUAGCUCGUCAUGUGUCUUCUUCUUCGCGUUCUCAGAGAUUGAGGUUAGGCAUGUAUGGGAUGAAAGCAUAUGAUUUUUACAGGAAAAAUGCAUGGACAAAACCAUCCGGGUGGUAGACCAACAUAAUGUUCAAGUUUGUCUUAUACGCUGCCAUAAUACAGCGAAUAAUAUCAGUUACCUGGCAAAUGUUGUUGCCAGUUUUAGGGUCAGCUCUUGAAUAUGGAUUUACCACAUUAUGAAAAUAUGAAAUGUUCUUAAAAAAAACAAAGUUUUUAUAAGGGAAGCAUGAGGACAUUUAAUUUAGAAGUCGACCUUAAAUGCAAUAUGUAAACAGCAAUGUGCAACCCAUCAUACCGACAUUAUGAUUUGCCAAAGAUUCAAACACAUAACUUCUAUGGUGUCUACAUGUUUGGCUUUUUUCCAAGGAAAUUGUGUUGCUAAGCCGAGUGAAUUCAUAAAUGUUCCUUCUGUUGCCAGUAAAUAUGCAGUCCCACAUACCACUAACACCACCAUUAUAUGUGAACUUCUCUAUUCUCUCUCUUGUCCUCUCCAGUUGAGUUGAGACUAUUGUUAACCCGUUUAGAAAUACCAAUCACUUACCAAUGGAAUACCACAACCAUACAACAGAUGCAAACAAUUACUUUAUAUCAUUUCAUGUGAAUAUCAGUGUUGAAGGCAAAAUGUUGUCUACAAUUCUUCAAAUGUCUUUUAUUUGAGCUACUACGUCUAGCUAUAGUCACCCCGAUGUCCAAACCGUGGCCCUCCGUGGCCCUCUCACAAGUAACAUGAUUUAUUUAUUCUCCUUAUCCUUAUUUAUUCUUUAUUUGCUGGUAUGUUUUUUUUUAAAGGCCUCAACAUUUCAAGCUACACGACCCUGCAGGCUGUCAGUCAGUGUUAACCAAUGGAAAUGGAAUGUAUUUAUGUGUGGAGUUCAGUGUACAGACGGGGACUUAAUGAGUUUGUGAAUGUACUACUAAGGAUGUACAGAAGGGUAUUGUGUUGUUGGUUGUUUUUUUUUCAUUUGCAUUAUACUGUCAUGGCUUACCUGUUCCUGAGGAGAAAAAAAACAUUAAAGCAAUACAAAUCCGUUACAGUAAAACAU